AUGGCAAACUUCUCCGUUGAAUGGCUCUCCAAAAGCUAUUACGAGGAGAUGACCCCUCGUUCAAAAGUUCAUAGAGAAAUGGAGGAAUUUACAAAAGCACCAGGGAGCCAGUGCUCUCCGACGUCGCCAAACAGCAGCUGCGGUGACACUUCGGGGUCUGAGAGCGAGGUGGGAGAUGACAGCGAGGGGGAAGCCACCCAGCAACGGCGGAUGAGGACCAAGUUCACCUCCGAGCAGAUCAGCAAGCUGGAGCGAACUUUCAGCAAGCACAAAUACCUGGGAGCCCUGCAGAGGAGGACGAUGGCCGAGAAGCUGAACCUCUCCGAAACUCAGGUGAAAACGUGGUUCCAGAACAGGCGGAUGAGGCUGAAGCGGGAGGUCCAGGAUCUGCGUCCUGACUUCCUGUCGGUCCCGGCCGCUCUGCUGCCGCCUCUGCUGUUUCAGCACCCGGUCCUGAGCGGACAGCUCCCCGCGAUCAGCAGCGGCCUCCACCCGCAGCUGCAGCCGCCCCGCGGGGCGGCCCUGCCCGCCACUCUGCACCAGCACGGCCCCCACCCUGUCAUCAUGCCCCCACACUUCUACUGA
Chelmon rostratus (copperband butterflyfish) is the source of this 585-nucleotide messenger RNA. It is a transcript of the gene ventx, whose product is annotated as ventral expressed homeobox. Gene Ontology annotation, molecular function: DNA-binding transcription factor activity, RNA polymerase II-specific; RNA polymerase II cis-regulatory region sequence-specific DNA binding. Lineage: Eukaryota; Metazoa; Chordata; Actinopteri; Chaetodontiformes; Chaetodontidae. Bases 1 to 585 code for a protein of 194 amino acids. The transcript is spliced from 3 exons. Gene Ontology annotation, biological process: regulation of transcription by RNA polymerase II. The record is from RefSeq and is a predicted model, not a curated record.